Messenger RNA from Danio aesculapii, 2689 nucleotides. It is a transcript of the gene pdca, whose product is annotated as phosducin a. Gene Ontology annotation, biological process: regulation of G protein-coupled receptor signaling pathway. The record is from RefSeq and is a predicted model, not a curated record. NCBI's taxonomy places the organism in Eukaryota, Metazoa, Chordata, Actinopteri, Cypriniformes, Danionidae. Bases 84 to 794 code for a protein of 236 amino acids. The transcript is spliced from 4 exons.
GACAGAGGCAUUAUUAUCUGAGACAGUACACAGCAAAGACAGCUAAUCACAGCAAACGCUAAGGUCUCCAUAGAAGAUUCAUCAUGUCAGAGUCACCUGAGAUUGAGGAACUACCAGCAACCCAAACAGGGCCCAAAGGUGUGAUCCAUGACUGGAGGAAGUUUAAACUUGAGAGUGAAGACCAUGAUAGUAUCCCUUCCAACAAGAGAGAGCUCCUCAGACAGAUGUCUAACCCUAGAUCCAGUGAUGACCCACGGGAUAAAGUGAACCGUAAGAUGAGCAUUCAAGAAUACGAGAUGAUCCAAGAAGAGGACGAACAGUGUCUCCGUAAGUAUCGCAAGCAGUGCAUGCAGGAGAUGCACGAGCGCCUGAGUUUCGGGCCCAAGUUUGAUUCUGUGUUUGAUCUGGAGAGUGGAGAGGCCUUUCUGGAUGUCAUCGAGAAUGAGCAUCACCUGACCCUAGUGGUGGUGCACAUCUAUGAGGACGGGAUCGGAGGUUGCGAUGCCCUCAACAACUGCUUGACUUGCCUGGCAGCAGAAUAUUCGACCGUCAAAUUCUGCCGAAUCCGAGCCUCAGCCACAGGAGCGGGUGAGCGUUUUUCAGAGGACGUUCUGCCCACCCUGCUGGUCUACAAGGCUGGAGAGAUGCUGGGCAACUUCCUAUGUGUUACAAAGCACAUGAAUGAAGAGUUUUUCGCCACAGACGUGGAGAACUUCCUAAACGAGUACGGCCUGCUGCCAGAGAAAGAGUUUGCAGCAAGUCCUGAUGAGGAGGAGAACGCGGAUGUGGAAUAAUCAGAAGUUAAUUACUUUAGUCAACCUGUCAGACUUAAUACAGAGAUAGAUUGAGUAAUGAUGCUGUGACUGCUGGGCCAUGAUUCCACAAACACGCACACCUCAAGGCAUUUACUAACAGCUGAUUUACAGCAGUUUAAUACUUCAUAGUGUUAUCAAAGGCGCACAGUCAUGCUCAUUUUAUUAGCCAGAGCUCUCACAAGUCUUUCAAUGACUUUUCCAUGACUGUUCCAGUAGUUUCUGAUAAGGAUUUUAAAGCUCAUUCUUAUUCAGUUUUAAAUUUGUGAAGCAGCUGAGUGGAAAAAACCCUGAUUCAUUUAAUUAUUACUGUUGUAAGUCAGUUCUUUACUCUUUACACCACAGAGCUUUAAAAAACCCAUAUAUAUUGUAAGUGAAUAGCAAAGUGAUGUCACAUCUUCUCAAACAAUAUAGGGCAAAAUUUAAUCAGUUUCAGUAGUUUGAUCCAUCUUUCCAGAUGCAAAACUUUCAGAAAAGUUGCAUCGCAUGGUAAACCAUUUUUAAACUAGAACCUAAAGUUCAUUGAUGAACUUUGAUGUUGGCUUGAGAAAGCCAACUUGACUGCGGUAGGACUGGGAAUGGCAGUUGGCAGGAAGCACAGUGGUUUCGAAGUGGUUGCUAGGCAGUUGCUAAAAUGUUUAUGACAUUGCUAGGUGGUUUCUAAGCAUUUGCUAAAUGUCUCGUGUACAUGUUUGAUCAAAUGCUUAUACUUAGUAGACAUUUCUAGCAUAUGUUAUUGCACUUAGAUAAUCCUUAAUAGUAUGUGGCUAAUCGUUAUUAGCAAUUGGCUUAUCAUUGGUACCAUGCAUAGUACACAUGAAGUCCCAUUUGCUAGCAUGAGUAAAACAAGCUAAUACCCAGGUCCCUACGAUGUUCUGAUGUAGAGAUAUUGCUGUUUUUAAAUGGUUGCUAGGUUAGCCUGUUUUGUUGCUAUGGGGAUAAUUGACAGCUCAGUGAUGAUACAAAGCUUCUUGCCAAUAUGAGUGAUAUAAAUCAACUUGCUUGCCAUAUUCUAUCGAAAAUAUAAUGCAUGCUUAAUAAGUGUGAAAGGGAUACAUGCAAAAAUGGCUUGCCGAAUCGGUAAAAAAUAUGGAGUUUAAGUCAAAUGGCUAGCCACAUUUUAGGUCUGAUAAACCUGAAAAGAUAGAGCAACAAAAUCUAAUGCAAGACACAGCUUUUGGCCGAAUUUGAGGCUUGUAUAAUUUUUUUUAUAUGCCCGGAUUAUUAAAGUAUAAUAUUUAACAUUUUUUAUUAAAAAACGAUAAGUCUGAUUAGCAUGAGGAGAUAUAGCAACAAUCUUGAAUGCAGAAGGCACAUUUGACCAAAUUUGGGUCUUGUAGCAUAAACAGUCUAGGAGGAGAUACUUUUGUUUUCGAGGACAGAGUAGUAUAACAGUAUGUUGGCUUUCUCAAGGCAACAUAACUUGAGUUGGUUUCCAGUGAAGAUGUCAUGGGCAGGUGUGACUAUGAGGCUCUUUUCUUUUUAAGGUCAUCUUUUUAGGUGUUGUGUCUUUUUUCAACCACCUGCCGAUUUAUAACCCCAUCAUUGAUAUCGCUACCUGUUUGCCUGAUCCAAAACCUCACCCCUAAUCAUAUCACUUAACCAUAAACCUACCAUGCGGCAAUAAUUUGGCAGGGAUUCAGAAUUUGGCACAACGUCUAUUCACAUUCUUCAGUCUGUUGAUGUCUGACGUCCACAAGUGAAAUUAUAAACACUGAAGAGUAGCUUAAUACUACAAAUUGAACAUUGUUUUUAAGGUUUUAAAUUGGUUCAAUAAGAAAAAUCAAUCAAUCAAUCAAUCAAUCAAUAGUUUCACUAACCAAACAUUGUAUUGAGACAGUAUUUUAAAUAAAUUUUGUUUUUUUAAACAUGAUCAA